CCGGAGGGUAGUCGGCUCACAGUACAAUUAACACCGUCUUAGUGACAGUUAAAAUGAUAAAUGCUAGCCGGUUUAUUAUCGCACUGGCGUUAAUUAUUUCCAGUGAAAAUUUUGUGCACAUCAAUGCUUAUAGGAUAUUUAAAAUAGACGGCAAAGAAACUAUAUUAGCAUCAGAGAAUGAAAAUAUAAGCAUACACUGUAAGUCAGAUUUUCCUAUGACUUACUGCGGUUUUGUUCAUCCUAGUGGAAAACGGUUUUCGUUUGCAGAUCGCGCGGUUAAUGAUGGUAAAUGCGUCCAAAAUAUUAAAGCCACAAAAGCUGACAGUGGUGAAUGGGGCUGCCAUAUAGGAAGGCAGUCUGUUAGAUUAGAAACUAUAAAAAAAAUACAUGUAAGAAUAGUGAAUAAAGUUGCAGCCAUAGAACCCAAUGUAACAGCAAAGUUAGGGAAGCCGAUCACAAUCGCCUGCGCAACAACAAGGGGAUUGAUGCCGUUAAGUUAUUGCCGGUUUGAACCACCCAAUGGACAAUCUUUUAAUAUAGACUCGACAGUAACGGAAGAUCAACCUAUUUUGAAGAAGUACUAUUAUCCAUCAAAUAGUAGCCUUGACCGUGGAGACUGUGCUGUGACUAUAGCUAAAGUUAAGUACGACGAUGUAGGAGAAUGGAUGUGCGGGGCCGGCCUUGAUGAUGGCAAGGAGCACAUCGAUGUUAUCAAGCUGGAGGUCGAAGGUAUGUACACGAUGUCUACAGCAUCAACAACUGGUGUUACAUUUGGGGGUAUAUUAAUAGCAGCCGCACUCGCGUCGCUGGGAUAUAUAGCGUGGAAGAAGAGAAGGUUUCUAGGUGAGACACCGGCAGCGCAAGAAGUGAUAGAAAUUGAGGAUUUAGGCCAACGACGCUCUAGUAGUCCACGGCCAGGGCGAAGCGUUCCAACUGUUGUUGUUCAGUCACCAUCUGACCCUGGAACUUCUCCACUAAUGUCUCGAUCACAAAGUCCACCAUAGAUGAUUUAGGUUGGUAAGAUUAGUGCGAUUUGACUGUUUUUGCAAUAAUUUGUAUACACUUAUAACAUUUUUAAUUUAAUCAAAUGCCUAUUUCUAAUUAAUUAGCUUUGACUGUAAUCGACUAUAUAUUUGUGGCUAUUUACUUAACUAUAUUUAUACAUUUCUCAUUAAACUUAUUACUUUGUUUCUCUAUUCUA
Nymphalis io (European peacock) is the source of this 1201-nucleotide messenger RNA. RefSeq lists its product as uncharacterized. The record is from RefSeq and is a predicted model, not a curated record. The transcript has 5 exons. NCBI's taxonomy places the organism in Eukaryota, Metazoa, Arthropoda, Insecta, Lepidoptera, Nymphalidae. The coding region runs from base 54 to 1004 and encodes 316 amino acids.